CAGCGCGCACCUUAAUUUCGAUCACGUUCCCCUGCUUUGCUUAUCUCCCUCACUCCUUUCUUUUCUGCAAACCCAAACUCUCUCUUUUCAUUCCUUUCACCAUUCCCUUUCUUUCUCGCUUCACACCUUUUUCCACGUUGCUUUUUAAACUAAGUAGCAUCCAUUAUUACUCCUGUCAAUUACGCCACUAUAUUCACGUUUAACUUUACUUGAGCUCCAUCUCAAUCUCAAUUACGUGCAUUUCAGUUUUUCCGCUUCCUUCUAAAAUCCACCAUCACUGAAUAAUCCAGAUAAACAUACAUACACAAGCGGCGAGAGAGAGAUGAACAUCUUCUUCGUCGCUUUGGUGUUGUUGUGUGUAGUGACAGUAGCAGCUCCAUGGCGCGUUGUCUCAGAAGAUAAUGAAGAACAACACAGGCUUCUGGUGAACAUGACUUUCGUUAAGAACGCUCGUGCCGGCGGUGCUCUUUGUUUGGACGGGAGUUUACCGGCUUAUCACUUGCAUAGGGGAUUUGGAGCUGGACUCAAUAACUGGCUUCUACAGUUCGAGGGAGGUGGGUGGUGCAAUGAUUUGCCAUCAUGCUUGGAGAGAGCACAGUCUCGCAGGGGCUCAACACGUUACAUGACCAAGUUCGAAGUCUUCUCUGGUAUUUUAAGCAGCAAUGCCUCCCAAAAUCCAGACUUCUACAAUUGGAACCGUGUUAAGCUGAGAUAUUGUGAUGGAGCUUCAUUCACUGGAGACGCUAUCUUCGAUAAUGGGACAACAAGGCUUCAUUUCAAAGGGCAAAAGAUUUGGGAAGCUAUCAUUCAUGAUCUGCUACCAAAAGGUCUAGGAAAGGCACGCAAGGCUUUGCUUUCAGGCUGUUCUGCUGGAGGUUUAGCAACCUUUCACCAUUGUGACAACUUUGCCAAAUACUUGCCAACAAAUGCCAGUGUUAAAUGUUUGAGCGAUGCCGGUUUUUUUCUUGAUGGAAGAGAUGUGAGUUUGAACCACACUAUGAGAUACUUUGUCAAAAGUCUUGUUACGUUGCAGGGGGUAGAGAAGAACCUGAAUAGAAACUGCACCAGUACGCUGUUCUUUCCAGACUUGUGCUUCUUUCCACAAUAUGUGUUGAGAUACAUAUCAACUCCUUAUUUUAUCUUGAAUUCCGCCUAUGAUGUAUUCCAAUUCCAUCAUACAUUGGUGCCACCUUCUGCUGAUAUGCAUGGACACUGGAACAAGUGCAAGUUGGACCCAGCAGCAUGCACACCACUCCAAAUCGCCAUAUUGCAAGCUUUUAGGCUCGACAUGCUUGCAACUUUGAGACCUUUUGCAAUCUAUUCGGGAAGAGGAGGAAUGUUCAUAAACUCAUGUUUUGCUCACUGCCAAAGUGAAUCACAAGAUACGUGGUUUGAAGAUGAUUCCCCAAGAAUAAACAACAAGACGAUUGCAGAAGCAGUUGGUGAUUGGUAUUUUAGCAGAACAAGAAGCAAGGAAAUAGACUGUCCAUACCCAUGUGACACAACUUGUCACAAUCUUAUACCAUAUCCUCGUGGCCAAUAGAAGAUUAAAUUCAAAAGUUUCCAGCUCUUACACCAGCUUUCCUGCCUCUCACAGUAAAGCUAUUCUCUAAGAAAGGGUUUAAGGACCAUUUUUUCAAGUACAGAAGAUACACAAGUACACAGUAGAUGCUAGGCAGAUAGAAAAUUCUUUAAUAGGAACAACGAAAGGAUGAUAAAGAAUUCAUGAUAGCAUAUCAUUUGAAUGAUUGUUUCUCAAUUAUUUGCAUUUAUCAAAAUAUAUUUUUUAUUUAAUCAAAAUUGGUUGGUUACUGAAUCUUAUCUUUUCUGGGGAAUAUC
Arachis stenosperma is the source of this 1839-nucleotide messenger RNA. RefSeq names its product pectin acetylesterase 9. Gene Ontology annotation, molecular function: hydrolase activity. The coding region runs from base 323 to 1543 and encodes 406 amino acids. The transcript has 13 exons. NCBI's taxonomy places the organism in Eukaryota, Viridiplantae, Streptophyta, Magnoliopsida, Fabales, Fabaceae. The record is from RefSeq and is a predicted model, not a curated record.